AUUAUGUUAGCUAAAUUCUGCAUGGGCCGGGUGUUUUUAGAAAGGGAUGGAUUCACCGUUUUGAAAUGCAUACUUUUUCCGGGUGUGUCGACUUCACAUGCUUUGUGUCAGGAGGGGCUGUAUCGUGGCGGACGCUGCAGGGAGGGAGUGGGCAUGGAACCAUGUGAACAUCGCACUUUACAGGCAGCUAAGAAGAAGGGGAAUAAGACCCUAUCCCUGACUAACUUCCUGGCAGAGGACAAGGGGGGUAAUGCACCCCCAAGUUACCCCCACCAAGCCCACUAGCAGCUGGGCCAAGGAGACAGAUGACCUAGACACAGAGGUAUCCACCUCCUGGCAUACAGAGGAGGAUACUUCCCGGGCCCCAGCCAUCGACCGCUCCAUCCUGCCCACAGCACCCCGUUCAGCCAGGGCCCCAGCCAUCGACCGCUCCAUCCUGCCCACAGCACCCCGUUCAGCCAGGGCCCCAGCCAUCGACCGCUCCAUCCUGCCCACAGCACCCCGUUCAGCCAGGGCCCCAGCCAUCGACCGCUCCAUCCUGCCCACAGCACCCCGUUCAGCCCGGGCCCCAGCCAUCGACCGCUCCAUCCUGCCCACAGCACCCCGUUCAGCCCGGGAGCCAAACGUUGACCGCUCUUGUAUUCCUCGCGGUCCCCCUUACACCGCCUUCCUGGGCAACUUGCCCUACGACGUGACUGAGGACUCCAUCAUGGACUUCUUCAGGGGCGUGGGGAUCAGUGCAGUACAUCUUCCUAGAGAACCCAGUAACCAAGACCGCUCAAAGGGUUUUGGCUAUGCUGAGUUUGAUGAUGUGGAAUCUCUCCUGAGUGCCUUGAGUCUAAACAAAGAGAACUUCGGAAACAGAAGGAUCCUUGUGGACAUUGCAGAUUGGUCUUGUUGGAUUUGACAUUUUGAACAUUGAGAUAAUAAAGACAUGAUAGAUCAGACGCAUAGUAUAUUAAGGAGUGAGAUCUGUAGAAAGAGUGUGGCUGUGGAAUGUGUUGGGUGGACGGGAGGAGCUCAACGGAUUGCUAUUGGGGAGACGGAUGGACAUCUGUGGACUAGAAGGAGGAGGGGUUGAGGUCAGGAGGUGAGGUCAGAUCCCCUGAAGGUAAAGGUUACUAAAGGUUUACUACCCUUUUCCUGUGGAACUAUAAGAUUUAAGGAUUGGAGAGAAGGAGGAGUGUCUUAAGGGGGAUGUAUAUAACUGUGAUGGUGAGAAAUGUUGGUCUGUCUGACCCUUUGAGCAGAAUUAAAUUUGGUUAAAGCUU
Molecule: messenger RNA, 1271 nt
Organism: Oncorhynchus nerka (sockeye salmon)
Lineage: Eukaryota; Metazoa; Chordata; Actinopteri; Salmoniformes; Salmonidae
Product: eukaryotic translation initiation factor 4B-like
Exons: 5
Coding region: 251-907 (218 amino acids)
Molecular function (GO): RNA binding
Source: RefSeq, a predicted model, not a curated record